GGAGACGUGUGGCAUCACUCGUUGUCAUGGAUACCAACCUCCCCAGUCUCCCCUCAUCUUCCCAGUCCACCGGAAGCCUCUUGGGGGGGAUUCUACAUUUCGGUUAAUGAUUCACUAAUUGCGUCGUAUUAAUUCACAAGCAAACACGACUGUGGGAGUGUGAGAGGGGGGGUGAUGCGAGGAUAGCUGGUGGGAGUGUUGUGGGAGGAGUGGGAGCGUGGGAGCCACCAUCGACCACGGUACUGCACCAAAUAUACCUCAGUGUGGCGUAGGUGCAGGCAGGAGGCUAACCUGUCGUCGCCACCCGGCCGCCACGCCACAACCACGCCCUCUUGACGCAUAUCGCGGCCCUGCAGUUGGAGUUUUAAUGAUGUUCGCUGAGCCUCUGGUGGUCUUUUCUCCCCCCGCCACCGAACAAUAAGUCAACAAAUUGCUAUAAGACCUACCUUGUAGGUCUCAGGUGUUCAUCAGGCCAAGUGUGCCUUGCUGAAAGUGCUGGCCUGACUGAGAUAAGAGUGAGCUUGUCCUGCGUCACAAGACAGGACUGCGUCGGCCCCCUUCUGCAAGGCGUCUUACCAACACCUUCCAUUCCCCUCUGAUCGCCUCUCAGGAUGGGGGACGAUGGCGGCUCUGACUGGGACUACAACAUCACCGAGGUGGAGUCCUUCAACGCCACCCACGAGGACUGGCAGACCUUCGUCAACGCCACCUUCCUCGGGGCGCUUUUCUCCUGCGACAAGUGGACGCAGCCCCAGCACCUCCUCUUCCAGUUGGCCAACGGUUGCUUCUUCGUCAGCUACUUGGCUCCAUCCCAGCGUAAGGGGCUGCUCUUCAUGCACUUCGUUCUCAUCCUGGGAUUUCUGCUGUACUCGACGUGGGCAUGGAACGUGAUCUGUGCGCCAGACGUCUUCUCCUGGAACUUCACCUUCAUGCUGCUCAACAUGGGGCAGACGCUCUACAUUAUCUACCAGAUGCGUCCUGUCAAGGUCAACAAGGAGCUGGAGGCGAUGUAUGAGGCUCUCUUCCAGCCUCUCAACGUGCCGCGGCUGCUGUUCAAGAGGCUGGUGUCGGUGGAGUACGCCCAGGUCAUGUCCCUCCACGCGGGGGAGGCCUACGCCAUGCAGAACCUCACCCGCACGGACAGACUAGGCCUCCUUCUCUCCGGAAAGGUGAACGUGAUGGCGGACAACCAGUUCCUUCACUCCAUCACCAACAUGCAGUUCCUCGACUCGCCCGAGUUCGAGUCGUCAAGAGCGUCGCUUGAGGACAAGUUUAAGGUGUCAAUCAUCGCAGCGACGUCGUGCCGGUACGUGUUCUGGCAGCGGACGAGCCUGGAGUACCUGUUUGUGAAGGAGUCCUACCUGGCCACCGUCCUCUCCACCAUCAUCGCCAGAGACAUCACCACCAAGCUCUAUAACAUGAACCAGAAGAUCGUGACGGAGAAAGGGUCCCACCUGGACAUCCGUCUGCCGUCUCUGACCUCCUCGCUGUCGUCGUCCUGUGGCGGCGACGGUUCCCUCCGCUCCCCCGCCCGCUUCUCCCUCAGGUCUACCGGUGGGGGCGGCUUUGGGGUGGGCCAUGGGGGUAGCGGGAGCAGCGGGGCUGGCAUGGGCUGCACGGGCGGCCUAGCCUCAUCCUUCGCGGGCGUGGCCGGCCUAGGCAUGGGCGCCAAGCACUCCCGCCUUGGUUACACCAUCCUCCCCACCUCCGCCCCACGACACGAGGGACGUGAGCGGCUGGACUUGACGUACCGAGAGAGCCGGGCCAAUUUCCGGGACACGUGCCUGGCCUACCGGGAGAACGGUUACGUUCCGAACGGCCGUCCAGAGAUGACGCCGUUGACAGAGCUGCCGUCCACCGAUUCUCUUACAGACACUAGCCACGAUAUACAGACCUGGCUUGAAGACUCCUCGCGAUACACCCAGCACUAGCAAGGGUGUCCCUAGGUGCUAUGCAGUGUUGCCGGAGUCUGGAGGAAGGGAGUGUAUCUUGGAUGAUUUUGUAAGCUUGAACCAAGGAGUUUACAAAGGACUACACCCUAGAUAAGAGGCUGUAGUAGGAACUAUUCCAGGGACAAAUUGGAGCUCCACCAGAGGACUAGGGACUAUUCAAGCGGCUGUGAGUUACUUAAGGGACUAGGGGCUAACGUCUGGGACUGUACCAGGGGCGAGGAGCUAUACCAGAAACUAUAACAUUACUAGGAACCACGCCAGGGAAUAGAUGCUACGUCAGGGAUUACUAGAUAGGCUAGGAGUUGUACUAAGAAUUUGGAGCUACAACGCGAACUCUAGCAUUGCCCCUGGUGAAGCUAAGAGCUAUACCAGGGGCUAGUAGCUACAUCAAGGGAACUAUAUAAUGAAAAAUGUUCAAAUCAGUGAUGAAUAAAGUCUACUUUAUAAUAGAUAUCGAAACGUCCAGCUUUUAAAGCUUAAUCUUGAUAUUGAAAGUCUUUAGUCUAGAUCUAAAGAAAAAAACAGAUUUUAUUUAUUUAUUAAUUUAUUACGCACACAUACACGCACGCAGGAUGUGUGUGCCUGUGUUCUAUACUGAUAUAGGACGGAUAAUGUAUACUGUAUAAUAUAUGUGUAUAAUAAAGGCUUAAGGUGUUUCCAAA
Molecule: messenger RNA, 2614 nt
Organism: Procambarus clarkii (red swamp crayfish)
Lineage: Eukaryota; Metazoa; Arthropoda; Malacostraca; Decapoda; Cambaridae
Product: popeye domain-containing protein 3
Biological process (GO): skeletal muscle tissue development; heart development; regulation of membrane potential
Cellular component (GO): sarcolemma
Molecular function (GO): cAMP binding
Source: RefSeq, a predicted model, not a curated record